Molecule: messenger RNA, 3360 nt
Organism: Rhineura floridana
Lineage: Eukaryota; Metazoa; Chordata; Lepidosauria; Squamata; Rhineuridae
Gene: CLASRP
Product: CLK4 associating serine/arginine rich protein
Exons: 22
Coding region: 274-2196 (640 amino acids)
Source: RefSeq, a predicted model, not a curated record
CCACCCUGGGUCUCUAUGGCCUCGGUUGCUUCCGGUUCCGGUGUAGGCGCUGCGACUUUUGGGGAGGGUGAGAAAUGGCUUCUCCUGUCCUCUAAUUGAGUAUUGACAGGGGUGGGCUGCGAGGGGCUGCUUGACAGGGGAGCCUGUAUACAUUCAGGUUACUCCUUCCACACCCAAAGUCUCUUUCAUCUCUUCAUGGACUGUGAUUGGUGAACAGAAGAACAUCCAUUUUGUCAUUUCACAAGUUCCUGCUCUCGGUUGCAGACAGGCAGGAUGUGGCAUGAAGCCCGAAAGCAUGAGCGAAAGCUCCGGGGGAUGAUGGUAGAUUACAAGAAACGAGCUGAACGUCGGAGAGAAUAUUAUGAAAAGAUAAAAAAAGACCCAGCCCAGUUCCUGCAGGUCCAUGGCCGUGCGUGCAAAGUCCACUUAGAUUCCGCUGUGGCUCUUGCAGCUGAAAGCCCUGUGAAUAUGAUGCCAUGGCAAGGGGAUACCAACAACAUGAUUGAUCGGUUUGAUGUUCGAGCCCAUCUGGACUAUAUCCCCAUGUACACUCCUCCACUGCUAAACCCAAUCACCCCAGAACAGGAGUCUGACGAGAGGAAAUGCAACUACGAAAGGUAUAGAGGUUUGGUGCAGAACGACUUUGCUGGCAUCUCAGAGGAGCAGUGCCUGUAUCAGAUCUACAUUGACGAACUGUACGGGGGACUCCAGAAGCCAAAUGAGGAUGAAAAAAAGAAGCUAGCAGAGAAGAAAGCUUCCAUUGGCUACACGUAUGAGGACAGCACGGUGGCGGAGCUCGAGAACCCAACUGAGAAACGGACUGAAGAGGAAGACUCUGAGGAAGACAGCAACACAGAUGAGGAUGAAGUUAUCCCUGAUAUUGAUGUUGAAGUUGAUGUUGAUGAGCUGAACCAGGAGCAAGUGGCUGACCUGAACAAGCAGGCAACCACUUAUGGGAUGGCAGAGGGAGACUUUGUCCGGAUGCUGCGGAAGGACAAAGAGGAGGCAGAAGCUAUCAAACACGCCAAAGCUUUGGAGGAAGAGAAAGCCAUGUACUCGGGCCGCCGCUCUCGGCGACAGAGGAGGGAAUUCCGAGAAAAGCGUUUGAAAGGAAGAAAAAUCAGUCCUCCGAGUUAUGCCCGGAGAGACAGCCCCACUUACGAUCCCUACAAGCGAUCCCCCUCGGAAUCCACUUCAGAGUCCCGUUCCCGCUCCCGCUCGCCUUCUCCAGGUCACGAGGAGAAGAUCACGUUCAUCACCAGCUUUGGGGGCAGCGACGAGGAAGCAGCAGCCGCUCAAGCCGGAGGAGCCCCCAGGAAGGCCGCCUCCCUCGGCAAGGCCCGCUCUGGCCAAGGGCAGCAGGGCAGCACUGCGGCAGGUCAUAGCGCCUCCUCCCGGCGACGCUCCUCCUCUUCCUCCUCCUCUUCCUCAUCAUCAACCUCCUCGUCUUCAAGCUCGCGCUCUAGCUCACGGUCGCAUCGGGCCGGCGGGUACCACAAAGCUGCCUGCUAUGGCCGAUCACGCAGCCACAGGUACUCCCGGUCCCGCAGCAGAACCAGGCGGUACUCGGCAGGAGGCUCGCGGGAUGGACGGCGCCACUCCAGAUCUCGUUCGACGGAACGGGGCUGGCGAUAUGCCUCCCGCCGCAGGUCCAGGAGCCAUUCGCGGUCUGGAGAACGUUACCGGUGGAGCAGCGGCAGGGGAGGGAGACACUGGAGCAGCAGCAGCAGCAGCAGGAGCGACAGCGAAUCGCGAAGUCGCAGCAGGUCAGCGUCUCCAGCCAGAGAGAAACUGCUGAGGCCUGCGGCUUCCCCGGCAGUAGGGGAGAAACUGAAAAAGGCUGAAACUGCCGGUGGUAAAGAGACAGGAGCUGCCAAACCAAAGCUGACCCCGCAGGAGAAACUGAAGCUGCGCAUGCAGAAGGCGCUUAACCGGCAGUUCAAAGCAGAUAAGAAGGCCGCCCAGGAGAAGAUGAUGCAGCAGGAACAUGAAAGACAGGAGCGAGAAGACGAGUUGCGUGCCAUGGCUCGGAAGAUCCGGAUGAAGGAGCGUGAGCGCCGGGAGAAGGAACGAGAGGAGUGGGAGCGACAGUACAGUCGCCAGAGCCGCUCUCCUUCCCCGCGUUACAGUCGAGAAUAUAGCUCUUCACGGAGGCAUUCACGGUCCCGAUCCCGGAGUCCUCACUACCGCCACUAAGGGUUGUUCCUGGCAGUGUCACGCUGGCAGCCGUCCACCCAACUGGUUCACCAGGUCUCUUGCUGUGUAAUAAUGCUGUACAUUGCUGAUUUUGUUUCUAUGCUGUCUAAAUAAAUAAAUAAAGCCAGGCAUGGUCGUCUCUUGACAAGAGCCUUCAGCUGCACGUAACUGGCUAGCUCCCUUUGCCAAAACCUGAUACGACUUCUUACGGACAUGCCCUUCCUUUCAUCCCAAGGCUGUGUGGAGACCAGAGGCUAGCAAGGGGGGAGGCAGUCAAGGGGGUUCUGCUGCAUCCAGUCCAGAGCCAGCACAGGAAUGGGAAUCUCCAACCUCUUUAGAGCAGAAGGUAAGCAAAAUGUGCAGGCACCAUUCAAAGCAAUUGCUAUGUUGUAUACCAGCCUGCUCCCGCCUUUUCAGCGUCUUUAGCCAAUGUGUGAAAUCAGCUGUGAUGAGUGCUAGAGAGAAAAUUAGUCAUACAAGCCCAAGGGAUGAAAUACAAAUGGAUUGAAAGUGAUCCAAGAAGUCCCUCUCCCAGCCGUAAGAAGAGCCCUACCGGGGCUCCUGCUGGGAGGAAGGGUGGGAUAUAAAUCAAGUAAUAAAUAAGCCCAAGGCCCAUCUAGUGCAGUAUCCUGUUCUCACACUGAGCUGCGAGGCAGAUGCCUAUAGAAAGCACAUAAGCAGGACCUGAGUGCAGCCAUCCCACUUGUACUUUCUAGGAACUGCCUCAGGCAACGGAGGCAGAGCACCACCUUAUCCUCCAUGAAUGUCUUUAACCUUUUAAAGGCAUCGCUACAUCUUGUGUGAGUAAGCAUAGUUUUAACUGUGUGCUGCAUGAAGUCCUUAAUAAGACGCAGCAGGGCUCUAAUAUUUUUGCGUACUAGCAACUGUCCAAAAUAUUUAACUACCUGUCUCCUAAGACAAAGCUGUGUUCCUUGGUGGCACACUAAUGCCCUUAGACUGUGGGGGUGUGGUGCUAGGGAAGAACUCUUCCAAAACAUCCCUGAAUCUGGUUUUCAAUUGCUGCAGGCAUACGGCAACUUCUAAUACUGAUCUAGCAACUGAUUGGAGCACAGCAUUAUGGCUGGGAACAGGAGGCUUUGGAACCUCAGUGGUCAGUAGGCAAACUGGGUAUUUCAUGACUACUUCUGGAAAUAGAAAAUCAAA